Suillus subalutaceus is the source of this 429-nucleotide messenger RNA. RefSeq lists its product as uncharacterized. The transcript has a single exon. NCBI's taxonomy places the organism in Eukaryota, Fungi, Basidiomycota, Agaricomycetes, Boletales, Suillaceae. The annotation marks the transcript as partial. The record is from RefSeq and is a predicted model, not a curated record.
CUCUCUCUCCACGAUAUUCUUACAUGUGUUGGAUUCUCAGAAAGUACUUUCUGGCGUGUCCUUAAGCUUUGGCGUGAGACAGGCGAUGUCGUUAGCCCCACCUGUAGCCUCCGUGGGCGCCCUCGUAUUCUCCACUGCAACGAUGUCCUUUAUCUCAUCCGUCUCAUCCGUCACCGUCCAGGGUGGUUCUUGGAUGAACUGCUCGAGCUACUUGAUACCAAUCGUUUCAUAUCUGUACACUACACCACAAUUCAUCGUGAGCUGGAGCAUAUCGGUGUUUCCUUCAAAAAGCUCAAACGGAUCGCAAAGGAAAGGAACGAGCAGCGGAGAAUGGAGUUCAUUAUUUGGAUGAGUCAAUAUCUACCUGAGGAGAUUGGUUUUCUCGAUGAGACUUCGAAAGAUGAACGCACUCCAGGGCAUUUGCAUGGU